AUGGCAUCCAAGGGACCGGAGUGUUCAAUCUGUUUUGAACGUUACAAUGACGAAAACAAAUGUCCUCGGUUGCUGAGUUGUGGACACAGCUUCUGCUCUUGUUGCUUGGAAAGGUUACUCCGUGGUAACACCAUUGAUUGUCCCAAAUGCAGAAAUCCAGUUGCCGUUCCUUCUGGGGUCCAUGGCCUGUUAAAGAAUUUUGCAUUACCGGACAUCGUGAACGAAACGGCACCAAAACAACAUGCUGGAAAUACAGGUCAUACAGGCACGCACGAAUGUGAGGCUUGUGGUGAGAAACACCCUGCCAAUUUCUGUUGCCUUGACUGCAAAGAAAAUAUGUGCAAAACUGCGGCUCAGUUUCAUAAACGCAGCAAAACAAGUCGUGACCACCGGGUUGUUUCCCUCGAGGAGCUGAAAGCAAACCCUCAGCUGGCUUCUGUAUCUGUUCUCUGUCCAGAACAUAACGAUCAAUUUCGCUUUUUUGACCAAGAUUGUGGUCGUGUUAUUUGUAGAGACUGUUACGCCCUUAAUCAUAGUGGGCACAAGUGUGUAAUUGUAGCUGAAGCUGCUUCAAAAUACCGACAGGAAAUGGAGGCGCUUGUCACCAAAGCCAGCUCUCAAGUCGAAAAAAUUAAAGCUGCUGAAGUUCAGGUGAUGGAAGAAGUUCUUUUAAUGGAUGGAGCGUGCGUAAAACAGCGUGAAAAAAUUCAAGGCUUUUUUAGAGAGGUAUGGCAUAUCUUUGUUAUUGGGGGCGAAUGAAAUUGAUGCAGCAAGAAGUAUUCCUUAAUUACCACUUACGAGUUACGAUCCGAAUUUUCUGUUGCUCAUUAACGGUUUCUGCUAACAAUUAGAUAAAGAAACAAAAUGAACUCAACCUGGAAUGCAGAAACCAGUGAUUUGUUGAUACCUAUCCUGAACUAAGGCCAAUGAUUUAGAUAUUUAAGGGUAGGCCUCUGAUAGGCCGCUCCCGGAUCAUGAUUGUUGAACGUAUUCACUGAACUCACCUCGUAGCUAGCCUACCACACAGACGUAAGCCCUAAGAACGUCCGCGUUAAAGGCUUCUUCGUAGCCUGCGUGGUGACUUCUCCUAUUUCCUUUGCAUACAGACUACGCACCUCGGGACGCAGCUAUCAACCGUUUUUUAUCUUGAUUCUUUGUGUGGAAUAGAUCCGCGGAUAUUACAGUGUGCGUUUUCUUUUGUAUAUUUAUAGCUUCAUUCCGCACUAUCUAACCGAGAGCAAGUUUUGAUCGAUAAGUUGUCCAGUAUACAUCAACAAAAGAAAUCCAUCCUCACGGAGCAGCUCGGCCGUUUGCGAGUAAACCAAACAUUUUUAGAGAGUGUAGUUCAAAGAGCAAAGUCCUCCAUCCAAUCUCUGAGUGAUGUUCAGUUCCUUCUCAGCAGGCCGGAUUUAGUCUCCACGCUCAAGACCGAAAGAAGCUACUCAAUGGUGCUUGACCCAGAGGCACAGUUUUUGCCGGAGUUCACCAAGAGCGAAGAGGAAAGAAUGGUGAGAAUUCAAAUUUUUAUCUUAGUUAUCCAUGAAUUAGCCUGGGACCCAGACUAACGGUUUUCUUCGAGCGGCAUUCUUUUCUCCGGGAUGAAUAGUCUGCGGCAGAUAUUUUUUACAUAGCAGUUGUCAUCAACCCUGGUCCCGGACGUUUUUCUUGAAAUUUUCUCAGCGUAAAAGAGAACGAGCUGUGCAAAGCGGCGAUCUGGGACCAGGGUAGUUGUCGUUUGUCGAGUAGUAUAUAUUUAUUUCCCUGUGAAAUUUUCCACCAUUAUUUUCCACCUCUACCAACAGAGCCUGAGCUGAGCUAACAGCUUCCUUCUUCUUCCUCUAUCCCCUACCCGUUUCGACGCCCGUAUCAUGACUAUGUGAGAAACUGGGAAUCUGUAUCACGUGUUUUCGUUUUAGGAAAAUCGCACCCCCCCGCCACCCCACGAGCUUUUCUCUUGCUCGAAGAUUCUGAGUUUUUAAUGAUGUUGUUGUCUCUGAUUGUUAUUCUGAGAAGGUGCAUUGCUAGUCUGAAGGUUUUGAAUUAUGAUCUUGAAGAUCACCUGAAGAAAGCCUACGAUUGCGUUCGUUUUAUUCAGACUAUACCAAUGGUGUGCGCCGGCUUUGCGCAGAGUCGUUGCCCAUGAUCGAUUACAGUACAGACACACCAAAAUUCAUUUCUCAGUUGUCAAAUAUAUUUCUCUACGAACUCAUCCAUAAGUUGCUUAAAAUAUGGUUGUCGUAAAGACAAUUUUAUUCUAUAAAACUGCUAAGAAAUAAAGGGAAUAUCGAGUGAAAGAUGACUAAGCGUGCCCAAGUAAAUCGUUUUUUAGUAAAUGAGCGUUUCAAAAUUGAAUUUGUAAAGAAUGUAGAAUGCAACGAUCUCUUUCAGCCUGUCAAGUACCGUUGCAACAAGAGUAUAGAGGCGGUUAUCAAGAGCGCAGGAGACAUCAGUGACAUAUCAACCUGUGCAGCAAACACUACUGCAACUGGCCCGGGAAUAACAACCGCAAGCCGUGGAAGGAAGGCGACAUUCACUAUUACUUCUCACGACAGCCGAAACUUUCAACGCAAGCGCGGUGGCGACGUUUUUGUGGUGAAACUGAAACCAGAGGUGAGAGGAGAUGAUAUAAAGGUAGAGUUAAAGGACCGAAAGGAUGGAACUUAUUUGGCAGAAUAUACUGUCGAAAGGUUGUAUGAUAAAUUGACAUUGUCCGUGUGCUUGCGAGGUGCACACAUUAAAGGCAGUCCUUUUGCUGUAAAUGUUAAUCCUCUUAUUCGUUCGAAUUCUCCUGAGAUUCAAGAUGCAGUGCGUUCCAGUCGUUCUUGGCCUUUUGCCGCAGUGCUAAAUGCCUGGGAAAAGGAUAACUAUGGUUAGUUUUGACGAAUUGCGAGGGAACACGAGAAGAGAAUAGAAAAGGCAUUGCUCGCUUAAUUCUCCUUUCUGUAAUUUUAAUAUACCGUAAAAUUCCGAAAAUAAGCCCCGGGGCUUAUAUUUUUCAAAGGCGCUUUUUGAGGGGCUUAUUUUUGGAGGGGCCUAUAUUCGGAGGGGCUUAUGUACGGAGGGAAAUUUGCGUUUCAAAUUCGAUUGGGCUAGCUUGUAGUGGGAAGGAAAUUUACCAUUUUUGCUUUGUUUUACUUUGUAUUCGAGGGCAAAUUCCAAGUACAAGCCCCCCGGGGGCUUGUAUUCGGAGGGGCGACUUAACGGAGGGUUUUUUGCUUUACGAUUUUGGGGGGCUGAUAUUUGGAGGGGUUUGUACAUGGAGGGGCUUAUUUUCGGAAUUUUACGGUAUAUGACGAGUGGGUAUCUGCAACGAGGCAGGUUAGACCUUUUUAGCAGGAGGCGCAACUCGCACAAA
This is a messenger RNA of Porites lobata, 3355 nucleotides long. NCBI's taxonomy places the organism in Eukaryota, Metazoa, Cnidaria, Anthozoa, Scleractinia, Poritidae. The record is from the annotation of a GenBank genome assembly.